AUGAUGAACCCACAGUCUCACCGUGGCUAUCUGCCGCAAUCAAAGUUCAUGCCCGGCUUUGGACAACAACAUCAACAGGUAGAUCAAGGUAUGGGCCAUGUGCAGAACGGCGCCAACAAUUCACUCGGCGGCGGUCAUCAACACAAUCUCUCCGGCGGCUUCGGCAACGGAAACUACCCCUCCCCCCAACACGCCGUCGCUACCGCAAAUAUGCAGAACGCCUCGCCGCAUUGGCAGGAACAACAUGCCCUGCUGAAUGCGUCCCGAAGCUCUAGCGAACCCCAUCAUCACGCACGCCAGGCUGCCCUACUCAACAAGAAUUCUUCGGCGAAUGUGACGGUUGCUGGAGGCGUCAACCCGAAUUCGUACAACCCCCCGGUCUCGCAGAACCGGAAGGACGGACCCCCGGCCGAGGUGGCAGAGCUGCGCAACGGCAAUGGAGAAAUAGAAAGGCAGGACUGGAAAGCUUUAGAUCUGGGAGGUCAGGGACUUCAUGCUCUGUCGAAUGCCCUCUUCGCGUACACCUUCCUCGACAAGUUGUAUAUUAACCACAACAAGCUCACCAAGCUUCCGGCAGCCCUCGGAAAGCUCAAGCUGCUGCAACUUCUGGACGCAUCCAACAACCAGUUGACCGAAUUGCCCGCAGAGCUCGGAAUGCUGACCAAUCUACGUCAACUCCUGGUGUUCGACAACAAGCUCACGUCGCUCCCAUACGAACUCGGUUCCUUGUAUCACUUGGAUGUUAUCGGCGUCGAAGGGAACCCUCUCCAGGAGUCUUACAAGUCGAUCCUCAUGAAAGAGGGAACUCGGUCAUUGAUCGUUAAUUUGAGAGACAACGCGCCAGAGGAAGCUUAUCCCCUUCCUCCGGUCGAACGCGAUUGGGUUGUUCUUGCCGAGCCCGAAGGGGAAAUCGAUUCAUUCCAGGUCGUAUGCUACAACAUUCUCUGCGACAAAUACGCGACUGCGAACCAGUACGGAUACGCUGCUUCGUGGGCGCUCAACUGGGAGUACCGCCGAGACCUCAUCCUCCAGCAAUUGAUCACCGCGAAGGCCGAUAUCAUCUGCCUUCAAGAAGUGGAUGCGGACAGUUUCGAUGAGUAUUUCAUGGACAGGCUGAAGGAUGAGGAAUAUGCCGGAGUCCACCAGCCCAAGAGUCGUGCCAAGACCAUGUCCGAGAACGAGAGGAGAAAGGUAGAUGGUUGCGCAACUUUCUAUAACACCACAAAGUAUACCAUGCUCGAUAAGCACAUUCUGGACUUCAGUUCUUCGGCAAUCCAGCGCGAGGACUUCAAGAGAACCGCCGAUAUCUUCAACCGCGUGAUGCCGAAAGACAACAUCGCCAUCAUUACUUUCCUGCUCAACAAGCAGACUGGUUCGAGACUCAUCGUCGCCAAUGUUCACAUCACCUGGGACCCCCAAUUCAAGGAUGUCAAGCUCGUGCAGGUUGCUAUGCUAUUGGAGGAGAUUCACCGUCUGGCAUCGAAGUGGCAGGAUUUCGGUAAUAGGGAACUGGAAUCCGGCGUACCACCUCCCCCGCCGUACGCGGAACAUACUCAGAUUCCGCUGGUCAUCUGCGGUGAUUUUAACUCUAUUGCGGAGAGUGGAGUCUACGAGCUCUUGUCUCGAGGAUCCAUUGGAAACGACCACGACGAUCUUUCCGGCAGGAUUUACGGCAACCUCACCAGGGAUGGCAUCUCACAUCCGUUCCCGCUCAAGAGCUCGUACUCGAACGUUGGAGAACUCAAGUUUACGAACUACACGCCUGGCUUCACCGGUGUCAUUGACUACAUCUGGUACACCACGAACUCGCUGAACGUCACGGGCCUGCUGGGGGAUGUGGAUGACAAGUACCUCGCCACAGUCCCGGGAUUCCCAAAUAUACACUUUCCGAGCGAUCACAUCCUCCUGCAAGCAGAAUUCCAGGUCAAGCCUCGGAAAGAGGUCGUUAAGAAGCCACCUCCACCCGAUUUUGGCGGAAGCUCUUCACGGAACAGAUAG
This is a messenger RNA of Tricharina praecox, 1998 nucleotides long. Its product is annotated as Endonuclease/exonuclease/phosphatase. Gene Ontology annotation, cellular component: cytoplasm; nucleus; CCR4-NOT complex. The transcript is spliced from 4 exons. Bases 1 to 1998 code for a protein of 665 amino acids. NCBI's taxonomy places the organism in Eukaryota, Fungi, Ascomycota, Pezizomycetes, Pezizales, Pyronemataceae. Gene Ontology annotation, molecular function: poly(A)-specific ribonuclease activity. The record is from RefSeq and is a predicted model, not a curated record. Gene Ontology annotation, biological process: nuclear-transcribed mRNA poly(A) tail shortening.